UAAGAGANAAGAGAGAGAGAGAGAGAGAGAGAGAGAGAGAGCUUCAGAGCAGAGAAGAGCAUCAAUGGCGGGCAAUUCGGCAGUGGCCUUGGAAGAUGUGCCCUCCGUGGAUCUCAUGACGGAGCUUCUCCGUCGUAUGAAAUGCUCCUCGAAGCCUGACAAGCGCCUCAUUCUCAUCGGUCCACCCGGAUCAGGUAAAGGGACCCAAUCACCAAUCAUCAAGGAUGACUACUGCUUGUGUCAUUUGGCUACUGGUGAUAUGUUAAGAGCUGCUGUUGCUGCUAAAACUCCUCUUGGUGUCAAGGCUAAAGAGGCUAUGGAUAAGGGUGAACUCGUGUCUGAUGACUUGGUUGUUGGCAUCAUCGAUGAAGCGAUGAAGAAACCUUCUUGUCAGAAAGGCUUCAUUCUUGAUGGGUUUCCAAGAACCGUAGUUCAAGCACAAAAGCUUGAUGAGGUGCUUGACAAGCAAGGAGUGAAAGUUGAUAAGGUGCUCAACUUUGCUAUUGAUGAUGCUAUUUUGGAGGAGAGGAUCACCGGGCGAUGGAUACACCCAUCCAGUGGCAGAAGUUACCACACCAAAUUUGCUCCUCCAAAGACUCCUGGUGUUGACGAUGUAACUGGAGAGCCUUUGAUUCAACGGAAAGAUGAUACUGCCGCUGUAUUAAAGUCACGUCUGGAGGCAUUUCACAAACAAACCAUGCCGGUGAUCGAUUAUUAUGCGAAAAAGGGUCUUGUCGCAAAUCUGCACGCUGAGAAGCCUCCAAAAGAAGUCACAGCUGAGGUUCAGAAAGUGCUCUCAUAGAAUGAUAGGAGUUUCUGAGGCCCCGGUCACUACUUUUACUACUUUCUACUCCUUUUACUGUUGAAUUGUCUGAAAAUCUUUCUCAUUUGUUCUUCAAUUUUCGAACAUCCAUUUUCCGGCUGCUAUUAUCGAACUUUUUGAGCGCUGAACGAGUCGAGAAUCAUUAGAAAUAAAACGUUUGAUCUUCUGAUGAAAUGAUUGAGUUUGAUCUUAGAAAUC
Cucurbita pepo subsp. pepo (vegetable marrow) is the source of this 1021-nucleotide messenger RNA. RefSeq names its product adenylate kinase 4. Gene Ontology annotation, molecular function: ATP binding; AMP kinase activity. Gene Ontology annotation, biological process: nucleobase-containing compound metabolic process. The record is from RefSeq and is a predicted model, not a curated record. Lineage: Eukaryota; Viridiplantae; Streptophyta; Magnoliopsida; Cucurbitales; Cucurbitaceae.